AGCGCGAGAGCCAGAGAGUCAGUGCGCUACGAGCCGGCGAGACGCGAGUAUGUACGCCAGUGCCAGUGCGAGUGACAGUGCAGUGUGAGGUACAGUGUCAGUGACAGCAUGCCGGGCUAAGAUGCACUUCAGGAUCGCGGCAGUGCUACUGCUCCUGGUGCUGCAGAUCACGUCAUCCCGGGCCGACAGGACAAAUGAACGAAAUCAAACCUCUGAAGCGAGACUCCGGCGCCAUGACAGCGAAGAAAGGACUUCCGGAAGGAGAUGGACGACCUCUCGUAACAGCCCUUACCAGAAGAUCGUGUCCAGUUAUGAACGAGACCCAGAAACGAGCUCGGAGCAGGCGGAGACGAGCGCCGCCGAGGUCCUGGAUGAGGCCAAGGCGAAGAGUCCCAAGAGAAAACAGUGGAGGACGAAUGCAUCAUCCCAUGACCAGAUACCAUCUGAGACUUCCUCUGACGGCGAGAACCAGAAGGUCGAACCUGAGAAAUCCUCGACGGAAGCGACUGCCCCAAACGUGCAGAGGAGUAAAAAACUGUCGGCAACAAACAAUCGAAGGCGCUCUGCUUCUAGUCAGCCUCGGGAGCUGAGUCCUGAAUUUUAUACAGAAAUUAGCAUUCCCAGUUCCAAGAAGAGACGUCGUCCAGUUUCAGCUCUCAGUACCACAACACUCGCGCCACAAACCAUGUCAGACUCUCUCUACCAGUACUUCAGACCGCUAGAUCAAGAUGUCCCUCAAGAUGACAUAAUUCCUUUUUUAGAUUUUGGUCGAAAGCUAUCUCCUGUACUUCCAACCCCUAGUGGUGCGAACGGUGCUAAUUCCAUAGAUAACAAAUCUGUUAUUACAAAACCAAGAUCGAGAAUUCACCAUGAAGAGAAGGAAAGUAAACCUUCCGACGAAGAAAUACUUCAAGAGGACAUGGAUGUUACUGUAGUAAAAAAAGCCAUUGAGAGGAACUCUGUGCCAAGAGAAAAGCUUCACGUUAGGGAACAAGGUAUAUCCGAUUAUUAUAAGAAACGAGUACCAGCUCAGAUAAGAACAACUGAAAAUCUUGUAAGUACCUCAGAUUCCUCGACUGUAUCUUCCGUACCUGGCUCCAAAAUGGUUGGCUUAUACAAAAAGAAUCGUCAUCAAAUUCAUCACAUAGACACUUCUAAGAUUCGUGAAGAGACACAUCAAAGACUGUUAUCUGAGUCAAAGAAUACAUUUGAGAAUAAAGAUGUAGAACUUAUUCAACAUAAGAGAAGGCAAAUCUUAUCAAGACCAAUACAAAGAUUAGCAGCUAUAAAACAAGAAACACCUAGUUCUCCUUUGACAGCAGAGUCUAGCCUAGUGAAGACAAUUAUCAAAGAACCACCCACGCAAAGUAGUACCGAGCGAGUAUCAUCCAGUCGCCCAACUGUCACAAGUGUUAAUACCACUGUACGAAAUAAGCUUAAAGAUACGGCCUUAUCCAUGCCUUCACAGACAAAUAUUACUUCAAUUUUACAAGGAAAAAACAGUACCAACAGUACCGACUUGCAACCAGUACCUAAAAUCUUAUCUACGGCGGUUGUAACGUCGGUAUCCAUAGAGGAAGCGUUACAGGAGGCCAAAGAACAUUCUGCGGUGGAAUCCCUAGGUAGAGAAACCAGUUCUAUAAAUAUAACCAACUCCGCUAAUAAUGCAUCUAUGGAUAAUCUGGAAAAUAAAAACCCAGAUCCCUCAGAACCUCCAACAAUAACUGUUAUGUCGUCACAGCACCAUAAAAAUAACAAAACCAUCUCUUCGGAUCCUUCUGCUAACACAACUAAACAACCCACAAUUGUUCCAAAGUCUACUGUUGUUAAAAAUGAUUCUAGCCUUAGGUCAAGAGAAAUAUACAGACCGAAAGCGGUACCUCCUGGAAUACCACAUUUACCUCGCCAAAUCCCAACACAUAUGCCUCAAAGAAACGUACCCUCAAAAGUGGCAAGUGGUCCUAAUGCUUCUGCUUCAGUAGCCGUUAACAGCACUACGACAGCAGCUGGUUUAAUACCGCAUUCUGCCAUGACAAGUACAAACCCACCGUCGACUACAGCUCAUGUGCCUUCAACCCCUGUAACUACCGAAGCUUCAACGACUCCAACAGAGCAUACUGUUAUAAUUACAAAACCAUUAACAACAGUGACUCCAGUCACCACCUCGACUCCUCGAUACGUCUCAACCGAUAUCGAUUUUCACAGUGGAGUAGUAACUGAUGUCAUUGAUGUCAACAACACGUUUUCUCUUGACCCAACAGAAUUGACUACACUUAAAAAUGAAUCUGAAUACAAUGUAAUUAAAAAUUCUACUAAAACAGAUAUUGAACAAGAUUCAGGUUCUGCAGCCGUAUUUGAGCAGACUUCGUUUAAUAUUGAGGAAGAAAUCGGUCCAUCAGAAGAAACUGUUACUAAUGUUGACACACAAUCAGUGAACUCACCAAAGACACAGAUCCCAGAGAUCCAGACCACCAACUCACCGGCUCGACCGUCCGCUGAGGAGGAGCAAGAUCAGUUCCCCAUCUACUUCACGACACUCCCAGCGAUGACGGUGCCAGUCGUGGACACGAGGCCGGGGACUGAGGCCGCAGUGGUCGUGGAGGAGGAACGGAAGAAUGGAACAUCACCACGGCCGGGGCAAGAGUGGGCGAAAGUAGGUGCUGUAAAUAAAGAUGUGGAAGUUGUGUACCCAGAGACUCUAGGGUUGACGGCUUACCUCCUGGCGGCCCUUGGAGUGGUCCCUAUCAUCCUGGGAGCUCUUAUAGGUGCAAGGUUCAUCUUGGCCCACAACAAGAAAAAGGUGCUGGACGAGUCUGAGUAUUCCUCCGAGUACAACAGAAGUCCGCUAGGUAUCUCCACCGUCUCGCCGCUGCCUACAAAGCUGCCUAGGAUACCCACACAUGUUAACUGGAAUGGUGGUGGCGGAGGAGGUGGGGGUGGAGGUGAGGCCGAAAAGAGCGUCACCAGCCCUGUGCCUCCAUCACCAUCCACGCGGUGGGAGUUCCCCAGGGAAAAGCUGCGCCUGCAGACCGUGCUGGGGCAGGGUAAUUUUGGUCAGGUGUGGAAAGCCGAAGCAGAUGACAUCGCAGGUCAUGAAGGUCUGACGCGCCUUGUGGCGGUCAAGACGGUGAAGGAGUCAGAGAACCCUCGAGAACGCGAGGACUUGCUCAGAGAACUCGGUAUCAUGCAAGAGCUCGGCUCUCACCCUAACGUGGUCACUCUCCUUGGCUGCUGCACCGAAAAAGAACCCAUAUAUUUGGUGAUGGAGUACGUGAUGUACGGCAAGUUAUUGUCUUUCCUGAGAGACUACAGGACGCGAGCCCAUUACUACAACUUCUCUGACGCUGGGGACGCCCUCACCUCUAGGGACCUGACAGUAUUCGGCUACUGUGUGGCACGCGGCAUGGACUACCUCUCCAACAAGUGUAUUAUCCACAGAGAUCUGGCAGCGAGGAACGUCUUAGUAGAUCACAAUAAGCUGUGCAAGAUAGCAGACUUUGGGAUGUCCCGUAAUGUUCGAGAUACAGGGCAGAUAUAUGAACAAAGACAAAGCAAGGGUGCUUUGCCUAUUCGGUGGAUGGCUCCAGAGUCUUUGCACUUUAGCCUGUUCACACAUAAGACUGACGUCUGGAGUUUUGGGAUCCUUAUGUGGGAGAUUGUCACUUUGGGAUCGACGCCCUAUGCGACAAUGGGAGCUCGAGAGGUGAUGAGGAGAGUGAGAGACGGCUACAGGCUGGAUAGACCCAGCCACUGCCGACCUGAGCUGUUCCGAAUGAUAGCUCAAUUUCGAGAGGUGAUGAGGAGAGUGAGAGACGGCUACAGGCUGGAUAGACUGAGCCACUGCCGACCUGAGCUGAUCGACGCCCUAUGCGACAAUGGGAGCUCGAGAGGUGAUGAGGAGAGAUCGACGCCCUAUGCGACAAUGGGAGCUCGAGAGGUGAUGAGGAGAGUGAGAGACGGCUACAGGCUGGAUAGACCCAGCCAUUGUCGACCUGAGCUGUUCCGACUGAUAGCUCAAUGCUGGCACUCGGAGCCGGUUAAGAGGCCGAGUUUUGCCGAGCUCAAGGUGGAACUCGGGCAACUGCUCAGCGACUCCGAGCUGAAACGCCUUAGGUCAAGAGAAAUAUACAGACCGAAAGCGGUACCUCCUGGAAUACCAUAUUUACUACCUCGCCAAAUCCCAACACAUAUGCCUCAAAGAAACGUACCCUCAAAAGUGGCAAGUGUUCCUAAUGCUUCUGCUUCAGUAGCCGUUAACAGCACUACGACAGCAGCUGGUUUAAUACCGCAUUCUGCCAUGACAAUCGUGGACACGAGGCCGGGACUGAGGCCGCAGUGGUCGUGGAGGAGGAACGGAAGAAUGGAACAAUCACCACGGCCGGGGCAAGAGUGGGCGAAAGUGGGUGCUGUAAAUAAAGAUGUGGAAGUUGUGUACCCAGAGACUCUAGGGUUGACGGCUUACCUCCUGGCGGCCCUUGGAGUGGUCCCUAUCAUCCCUGGGAGCUCUUAUAGGUGCAAGGUUCAUCUUGGCCCACAACAAGAAAAAAGGUGGUGGGUACAGGUGCUGGACGAGUCUGAGUAUUCCUCCGAGUACAACAGAAGUCCGCUAGGUAUCUCCACCGUCUCGCCGCUGCCUACAAAGCUGCCUAGGAUACCCACACAUGUUAACUGGAAUGGUGGUGGCGGAGGAGGUGGGGGUGGAGGUGAGCCGAGAAAGAGCGUCACCAGCCCUGUGCCUCCAUCACCAUCCACGCGGUGGGAGUUCCCCAGGGAAAAGCUGCGCCUACAGACCGUGCUGGGACAGGGUAAUUUUGGUCAGGUGUGGAAAGCCGAAGCAGAUGACAUCGCAGGUCAUGAAGGUCUGACGCGCCUUGUGGCGGUCAAGACGGUGAAGGAGUCAGAGAACCCUCGAGAACGCGAGGACUUGCUCAGAGAACUCGGUAUCAUGCAAGAGCUCGGCUCUCACCCUAACGUGGUCACUCUCCUUGGCUGCUGCACCGAAAAAGAACCCAUAUAUUUGGUGAUGGAGUACGUGAUGUACGGCAAGUUAUUGUCUUUCCUGAGAGACUACAGGACGCGAGCCCAUUACUACAACUUCUCUGACGCUGGAGACGCCCUCACCUCUAGGGACCUGACAGUAUUCGGCUACUGUGUGGCACGCGGCAUGGACUACCUCUCCAACAAGUGUAUUAUCCACAGAGAUCUGGCAGCGAGGAACGUCUUAGUAGAUCACAAUAAGCUGUGCAAGAUAGCAGACUUUGGGAUGUCCCGUAAUGUUCGAGAUACAGGGCAGAUAUAUGAACAAAGACAAAGCAAGGGUGCUUUGCCUAUUCGGUGGAUGGCUCCAGAGUCUUUGCACUUUAGCCUGUUCACACAUAAGACUGACGUCUGGAGUUUUGGGAUCCUUAUGUGGGAGAUUGUCACUUUGGGAUCGACGCCCUAUGCGACAAUGGGAGCUCGAGAGGUGAUGAGGAGAGUGAGAGACGGCUACAGGCUGGAUAGACCCAGCCAUUGUCGACCUGAGCUGUUCCGACUGAUAGCUCAAUGCUGGCACUCGGAGCCGGUUAAGAGGCCGAGUUUUGCUGAGCUCAAGGUGGAACUCGGGCAACUGCUCAGCGACUCCGAGCUGAACGGUAGCUACGUGGACCUGGACAGCUUCGCAGACGAGAUGCGACGUGACUCGUUACACAGGCACCACUGACCUGCACUUGUGAUACACUAACUCGCUCCACUCUCUUGCUACUUACAACCUUGUCAGUUAUAAAUCUGUUUAUGGCUAGGAAUGAAAUCGCUAUUUAAAAUUUGCCGUUUUGUUAGUUCUAAUUGUCAUCCUAAAGUCUAAGUUGAUUUAGUGACAUCGUCGAAAGAUCUUAUGAAAUUCAGGAGUAUACAAUUUUUAAGUAUUUCUGAGUACAAAUUUUCAUCUUAACAUCUGAAAACUAAAAGUAAUGUAAUUUUUCAGGAAAGACAUCCACUUCUGCGAAUGCAAUAAUUUUGUGUGAAAGUGGAAUAAUACAUUGGACAAAUUAGUGUUAAAAUCUAAAUAAUAUGUUGAACACCUCUUAUCAAUUUUGUUUGAAUAGCGUUGAAUAGUUGAUUUGUAACUACUGGAAGUUUGUAUUGUGUGAGCUGUAAAAGUAGCAUUUGAGUGGUAUUUAUGUAUACAGUAUUUUACUUUUACUAAACAAUUUGAUAUACUAUUGAUUCACGUGUAAAAUGUUUGUAAAUAAUGCAGCCAUUUUAAUUUUAAUAACUGUAUAAAUAGUUUUUAAUAUCACAUAUUAUAUUAUUUGCAUGAGUGCAUUUCUAUUCUACAGUACAGGCCACUAUGUGCUACUUAUUUCCCAGUGUAGCAACUCUAAACUGUUUUAUGAAGUUGUAAGUUAUGUGUCCCUUGAUAUUAAUAGCUAUAAAUAUUUCUGAUACAAUGUAUAAAUUAAUUAUACAUCUUUAAUGUGUUUAGAAAAGUCAAUAUGUAUAAAUUUCAUAGCAAAACUCCUAUUAUAAAACAGUUGGAGAUCCGUGAGCUGGGAAACACUUUUCUUCUAGUCCUUAAUGUUGCCUAUUUUGACUACCAAAAAUUUUUUUAAUCUAUAUUUUAUUUGUUUAUCUAUUUCAACUAUAAUUAACAGCUUUUUUGUAUAUAUAGUAUUAUAAUUGGCCAGUUGUUUGAUGUUGAAAUAUAAACCCAAAUCUAA
Messenger RNA from Homalodisca vitripennis (glassy-winged sharpshooter), 6698 nucleotides. RefSeq lists its product as uncharacterized. Lineage: Eukaryota; Metazoa; Arthropoda; Insecta; Hemiptera; Cicadellidae. Gene Ontology annotation, molecular function: ATP binding; transmembrane receptor protein tyrosine kinase activity. Gene Ontology annotation, cellular component: signaling receptor complex. The record is from RefSeq and is a predicted model, not a curated record. Gene Ontology annotation, biological process: cell surface receptor protein tyrosine kinase signaling pathway; multicellular organism development; protein phosphorylation.